UUAAUUUAAACAAAAUAUUUGAAUGAUAAAAAUUAUUACAAAAAGCUAUCAAGUUUUAAAUUUUGACAAAUGUAAUAUAUUGCAGAAUCGUCUGAAGUUAAUGUAAUAACGUACAUGUAUAAAUUCAUACGAAUAAAUUAUAAUAUAUUCAAGGUAUAACAGUGAUAAAAGACAUUAUUUGAUAUCAUCAAUUGUUGCAUCCUUUGCAAUUAUGAAUUCUCCUAGAUCACCACAAACACCUCUCAGUUCUGAACUGAAAAAAAUUAUUAAUGAUAGAAAUGUCCUAAGUAUACGUAGUCGUAUGAAAGUUCUCAACAAUCUAAAUGAAAAUAAUCAAAAGCAAUGUGAGGAAAAGAAAAGAAAUUUAAGAUUCCAAGCCAUUCAAGAAAUUUUAACAACUGAAGUUACAUAUUUACGGCAAUUAGAAAUCUUGAUGGAGUAUUUUAUACAACCUAUAAUAGAAAAAAAAUUGUUAAAUCAUAGUUUACUUUCAUCACUGUCUGAAAACAUAAAAACAUUAUAUAAUGUUAGUGGAGAGUUAAUAAAAGAAUUGAAACAAGAUUCAGAAAAUAUUGCAGGUGCAUUUCACAAACUUGCACCUUUUUUUAAAUUGUAUUCUGUUUAUGCCUAUGAUUAUGAACAAAUUUUAUCACUGCUACAGACUAAACAAGAAAAUGAUUGUGAAUUUAAAGAUUUUGUUAGUAAACAAGAAACAAGACCAGAAGUUGGUAGAAAAUUAUCUUCACUGUUAAUUACACCAAUACAAAGGGUACCUAGAUACAAAUUACUUUUACGAGAAGUUUUGCAACAUACAUCUAACAAACAUAAAGAAUAUAAUCUUUUACAAGUAUGUUUGGUAGAAGUAGAAAAAGCUGCAAGGCAUAUAAAUACCUUCAUUGAACAAUAUGAGGAAUCACAAAAACUAUUAAAACUUCAAAAAUGUAUUGUAAAUCCAAUUAAUUUGGUAAAGCCUGGUAGAAAAUUAAUUAAGGAAGGAGCAUUAAUGAGGGUCUCUAGACGAGGAAACUCUGCAUAUAGAAGAUAUUUUGUUCUUUUAAAUGACAUUUUAUUAUAUUGUAAGGGUGAUCCACAAAAUUCAUUAACUAUAUGUUGUGUAUUACCAUUAAAUAAGUGUAAAAUUGAGUCUGUUUUGAGUGGUGGAUUGUUCCGUGUUACUUGUUUAAAUGAAACACUUUUACUUUAUUCUGAAAAAGAUGAUAGCAAUUUAUGGAUAACAGCAAUACAAAGUUCUAUAAAGAAGUAUGUAGAAUGUAGACAAACAUUAAGAAAGGAUAGUAGUUCAAGAAAACCAUUAAGGCAUAAUGACCUUAAUUUAUUUCCAUCUGAAAAUGUACCAAUAAUUGCUGGUAAAAGGAAGAGAUCAAACAAAGAAACUGAGAUUAAUCUAGAUGCAUCAAAAAUUAUGUAUCUGAAAAAAGACAAUGAAGCAGAUGCAGAUAUACGAUCUGAUAAUUGUUUGAUACUUUUAAAAAGAUUUAAAAGCAAUGAUGAUUCUAAAUACAUUAAAUCUUAUGAACAAAAAAUUAAUUAUAAAAUUGCAGAUAAGGAGAAUGUAUAUUUUACAAAACACAGUAAAGUAUGUUCUAUCCAAUCUGCAAAUUUUGAACAAGAGUCAUCAACACUCAAAUCCAUUAGUGAAUUCUUUACAUCUCUUGGUUCUUCUUUAAAAGAAUUUUUUAGAUUUAGGUGAUAUAUUAGUUCAUAAAGUUGAUAAUAAAUUUUACAAAGUUUCAAAAGAAUUCUUUAAAAUCCAAGGUUCUUU
Messenger RNA from Frieseomelitta varia, 1783 nucleotides. RefSeq names its product rac guanine nucleotide exchange factor JJ-like. Gene Ontology annotation, molecular function: guanyl-nucleotide exchange factor activity. The transcript has 8 exons. Gene Ontology annotation, biological process: intracellular signal transduction. The record is from RefSeq and is a predicted model, not a curated record. The coding region runs from base 212 to 1711 and encodes 499 amino acids. NCBI's taxonomy places the organism in Eukaryota, Metazoa, Arthropoda, Insecta, Hymenoptera, Apidae. Gene Ontology annotation, cellular component: cytoplasm.